AUGGCGGAACCUGUAUUUGACGAACAUCCGCUUGAGGAAUACUUCAGACAAUCCGGCGAAAACACACAAAUUAUACCAGGUGGUUCUACCGAGUUCUCAGCCGAAGAGGAAUUACCCUCGGGAUGUGUUCGAUUGCCCUCGUUCCUAUUGCGAGCUGUAGAGUUCGUCCAUCAUAUAUAUCCUUCGAGACCCUCUCCCGAAAACGAGUUCGCUGAACGCUUCAAAUACGACGUCAUCUCGUCGUCCUUACUGUCCACCUCGAUAGCAGCCCCACCUAGCGCAAGCCGUCGCACUUUCUUGCCAGAGCUUCCCGGUAAACUCGAUGACGAAGGGGACGACUCAACAUCCGCCACCGUCAAGAGCAAUCGUCGAGCCUUAACGCCACCCUUCUUCACCGAGCUUCAAUGGCCUGUCUUGCUCAUUUCGUUGGCCGUGUUUGCACUCGCAGCAGAGUUCUAUUUCUUCGCUAUCUUCUUCAUAGGUGGCGCCACAUAUGGCUGGCAUUCAGUCAAGGCGCACGGUGCAAAGGCAAAUACGAUGUCAGCAAUGCUGCUUGGUCUGAACGAGCUAAUAUCUGCCGGCAACGUCUGGGAUUCUGCAGUGAACGAGGCAGUGUCAAUCAUUGAGAAGGAAGAACGCAGUAUCUUCUACGGGCCCAGCAACGCUCACUCGCCAUCCUCUGGUCUUCGUGUAACUCUCCAGUCUUCGUCGCACACGACCCAAGUCCAGUGUGACAAUGUCCGACAGCUGCUCUCCGCACUAACGGAUCCUUCGCAAGUUACCCAGCUUUCCGAAAUGUAUGCCCCAGCCUCUCCUGUGCAGCCAGCAUUCUCCAUCCUUGACCAUCCGCGACCUGUUUCCGAUCCAAUUGGGAGGCAUCGAGCUGUGUCUCCACUCAUGAACAAAAGGGCAACUUGGAACGGGUCUUACGCUGCUCUGGCACUUGCAGGCAGUCCGACGGCUCGCUUGAAAAAACGCAGGAGUGGGGUAAUGGGGCUGCUGAACCCAACAGCGGAAAGGAUAUAUGCGAGCAUGAGCGCGCCUGUAAGCCCUCAUGCACCAGUGUCUCUACAGGACGUGCAGGAAGAGGAGGAUAGCGAAUCAUCAUCGGAGUCACAUCUACCUCAAGGGGAGUUUUUUGGAGCUGCGGCGCUGGAUUUGCGGAGAAAACGGCGAGUGGCAGGCCUCGAAGCUAUAAGUAUUCCUCCUCCAAGCUAUUCUCCACGACCAAAUCGCGGCAGCGGUUCCAUGGCUUUCAAUCCCGUAUUACCGUCAAUCUUGUCGUCGUCACGAUUCACUUCGGUACAUACGACUCGACAUCCUCUUUCGUUGUCAGGUCUGCAGAUGGCAUUGCACGGCGCCCUCUCGGCGAAGCGCUACGCAUGCUCACACUUACUGGCCUUGCGAUUUGAUGAGGACGAGGAUCACUCAUAUUGGGAGGACGUGCGGUCUGUAAUGGCGCUCCUCACGAGCACGUUUGAGGACGCGUCGGCAAGGCUGAUGGAGGCCCUUGACGAUGCAGAGAAGAAGCGAGUUAAGGACCAAAGGCCGAGUCCUGAACGUUCCGACGGCUCACCGGUGCGUCCAGCGCGGAGUAUGGCUGAGAUGAUCUCGUUUGCUCCCAUGCCGAGUCACCUUACGCGUUUUGCGGCACACGUCGACGCAAUUUCGUCCGCUCUGAGCGAUGCGAGGGAGCAUCUCGAGGAGUGUGUUGCCUCAUUGCGCAGUCAAAGAACACUAGGAGACGACACUUCUGGGGACAUAUUGUCCGUCCCCUCACCGCAGGGGCAUCCAGCGUUCCAAGCAUACGACCGUCUCAGAAAGGAGCUUGGCUAUGCCCUUCGCGAAUGCGAACGCGGGCGUGAGCGUUUGCUCGACAUCGUUUCCCCAAAGGUGGCUGGUAGAGAAGGCGCGGACGCCGAUCUUGACGAAGACGAUACACCUGGGCUCGGACAUGAUGACGGCAGCGACGCAUCUGAUAAAUUGGGCCCUACAUCUCCUGCGCUUCCCGGGCGAGCAAUUCCGGAAGAACAGGCCCGACUCGAAGCAGCACCCCGCCGCUACGACGACGAUUUCGAUGAUGCUACUGCGCACCUCCUGCUGACGGCGACGUCAAAGCACCUCCCACCGCCGGGUGUCGAGCAGGUAUUUGAAGCUGACACUGGAGGCGUGGCGCUGUUCACUCGUGAGCGGUCAACGCUAUCGCGAGAAGAGCGCAUCAAGCUUUCCAAGGCACGCAGAGAACAGAGUCAGUCCGGGUCGAUGUCGCUGUCCGAACCUUCACAGCGGCCACUCAACGCCAGCUGGGCACCUGGAGGAGAGGUGGUGCAGGAGCUGAAAGAUGUGAUCUGGAAGGUCAGUGAGCGGCGAAGAAAAAUGGCAGAGCUGUCUGAGUCCGAGCAACUUGGCAUGGCAGCUGAUACCCCACGGACGGAUGAUUCGCCUGGUCUUGACGUGCAUGUUGAGGAUUCAUGA
This is a messenger RNA of Fibroporia radiculosa, 2475 nucleotides long. RefSeq lists its product as uncharacterized. Bases 1 to 2475 code for a protein of 824 amino acids. The transcript has 5 exons. The record is from RefSeq and is a predicted model, not a curated record. Lineage: Eukaryota; Fungi; Basidiomycota; Agaricomycetes; Polyporales; Fibroporiaceae.